UUGUGGGCAGCUUCCAAGCUUUCGCUUGUCAAGAUGACCCAACUGGAGAGCUGGCUUUUGCCAGACUCCAGGAGGAGAGCUUCCUUGAAACUCUUCCUCAUGAGAAAGCUUCCAGACUUUCAUCUGUCAAGCUGACUCCACCAGAGCUCGUGGCAGGUUCCUGUACACAUGCCUGGGCAAAUCAGAAGUCUGCCAGAGUUCUUCCCCAUCCACAGGUGUUCAGAGCUGUGUUUUAUCUCUCCUGGGGGUGAGUUCUCCUGUGUGCCUGAGACCUGGCCUGUUACUAACAGCUUGCUGCACAGACACUGAACUGUCCUGGGUUCUGACAUGAAUCUCAGAGGAAGACCGAAAUGCAACUUCCUUCACCUUGGAAUCCUUCCCUUCGUAGUGUUUGUCUUAGUCUUCUUUGGCUACCUGUUCCUGAGCUUCAGAAGCCAGAACUUGGGUCACCCAGGAGCUGUGACUAGGAAUGUCUAUCUGCAGCCAAGGGUGCUAAAACCCACUAGGGAAGAUGUUCUUGUCUUGACUCCUUGGCUGGCGCCCAUCAUCUGGGAGGGGACCUUCAACAUCGACAUAUUGAAUGAGCAGUUCAGGAUUCGGAAUACCACGAUUGGACUGACUGUGUUUGCUAUCAAAAAGUAUGUAGUGUUCCUUAAGCGGUUCCUUGAGACUGCAGAACAACACUUCAUGGUGGGACACAAGGUCAUCUACUAUGUCUUCACUGACCAUCCAGCUGAUGUGCCACAGGUGAUCCUGGGUGCAGGACGGCAACUGGUGGUGCUAACUGUGCGCAACUAUACUCGAUGGCAGGAUGUGUCCAUGCACAGGAUGGAGAUGAUCAGCUACUUCUCAGAGCAACGCUUUCUCCGUGAGGUGGAUUACCUGGUGUGUGCAGAUGUGGACAUGAAGUUCAGUGACCAUGUGGGAGUGGAGAUUCUCUCAACAUUCUUUGGCACCCUGCACCCUGGCUUCUACAGUAAGAGCCGAGAGGCCUUUACCUAUGAGCGCCGGCCACAGUCCCAGGCCUACAUCCCCUGGGACAAGGGUGACUUUUACUACGGGGGAGCCUUCUUUGGGGGCUCAGUGCUAGAAGUGUACCAUACCACCAAGGCCUGCCAUGAAGCUAUGGUGGAGGACAAGGCCAACGGCAUUGAGCCUGUGUGGCAUGAUGAGAGCUAUUUGAACAAAUACCUGCUUUACCAUAAGCCUACAAAGGUGCUAUCCCCAGAGUAUUUGUGGGACCAGCACAUGCUGGGCUGGCCCCCCAUCAUGAAGAAGCUGAGAUAUGUGGCUGUGUACAAGGACCAUCAGGCAAUCAGAAACUAAUAGCUAAAUUCCUAUUGGAGAGGACAGGCUGAUAGCCAGUGGCACUCUGGGCUGAGACGAAACUGAAAGGAUUUGAGAGACAAUUGUCACCCACUGUCCCACCUCAGAGUCCAGCAGGCCCAGUAUCACUUGGCUUACCACACACUUGAGCCCUGGAGUGGCAACCACCUUCAGCUCCACUGUGUGUCCCUAAGCUCUUUUUACUGAGUGACAUGGUAAAUGGAGCUUUCAGAACAUGAAAAAAUUCUUGUCAUAUAGUUAACUGGGGGCAUGUGCAUCCUCACUCAGGCUUGCCCCUUCCUGUGCUGGGAGGCUGACGGAGGACCAGGCAGGAGGGCAGGAAGCGUCAGCCUGCAGUCCACAGAGGGGCAUAGCUUACUUGGGGCAGAUCAGCACCCUGUGCCCAUAACCUCUGCUCAUUUUUUGUUUAUUUGGGAAUAUAUAGCUAUCCAUUCUAGGGAAUAAAUAAAUUUCUAGGAAGUAUAGGAAGUUUUUAGUUUCCCCCCUUUUGUUUUGAGGUAUUUGGGAUUGAACCCAGUGUCUCGUGAAUGCUACUCAGGCACGCCACCACGGAGGUGCAUUCCCUCAAGACUCUAUCUUAGAGACACAUACUGACUGAACUUGAUGAGUGCUACAUCUACUAUAUUUUUAUUGAUACAGUCUCUAGUAGUUCAAGCUGGUUUCAGCCUUACUAUGAUGGCCUUGUGCUCCUGAUCUUGCCUCUGCCUCUGCCUCUUGUCGCCUCUGAUUCCUACCAGCAGAAAAGAGCGAUGACACAGCGUU
Molecule: messenger RNA, 2109 nt
Organism: Mus caroli (Ryukyu mouse)
Lineage: Eukaryota; Metazoa; Chordata; Mammalia; Rodentia; Muridae
Product: histo-blood group ABO system transferase
Biological process (GO): carbohydrate metabolic process
Cellular component (GO): vesicle; membrane; Golgi apparatus
Molecular function (GO): glycoprotein-fucosylgalactoside alpha-N-acetylgalactosaminyltransferase activity
Source: RefSeq, a predicted model, not a curated record